Messenger RNA from Staurois parvus, 381 nucleotides. NCBI's taxonomy places the organism in Eukaryota, Metazoa, Chordata, Amphibia, Anura, Ranidae. The record is from the annotation of a GenBank genome assembly.
UGUCCCUCAGACACAGCGGAUCACCGAUCCAUGGAAAGAGCCGAAGAUGUCGGUUCGGUCAUGUGAUCAGCUGUGUCCAAUCACAGCUGAUCACAUGGGACAUGUACACUGAUCACCAGAGCACUGAUGAUCAGUGUAGCCCCAGCAGUGCCACGUGCCAGUUCCCAUCAGUGCCACAUCAAUGCCACAUAUAAGUGCCUACCAGUGCACAGCAAUGCCACAUAUCAGUGCCCAUCUGAGCUGCCUUUCAGUGUCACCCACCAGUGCCAGUCUGUGCCUUCUAUCAGUGUCCAUCAGUGCAGCCUAUCAGUGCCCAUCACUGCAGUCUCAUUAGCGCAUAUCAGUGAAGGAGAAAAAUCACUUCUUUACAAAAUUUUAUAA